CUUUUCGACACUUUUGACAAACUCUCUUGUGGCCAUAAAUCCUUCUCGGAUGGACAAUUCUCCUUAGUUUAGAUUGGCGGAAAGACAGAUAAGCGUCUUUAUUAGCAGGAGAGUAAAGAGAUAUUGUGAUGGCGAAAGCAACAGUAGCGCUACUGGCAAUGGUAAUUUGUGCUACACUGCCACUCGCCUACUCUAACAAUUUCGUUACAUCGGCUUGCAAAACUACAGCUGAGCCUGAGCUUUGUGUUUCAAGUCUCUCAGGCAUACAUGGAUUCCCUCACUUGAUUCCCACAAAACUGCUCAACGCAGCCAUUAAAGCCUCGAUGAGUUUGGUGCAAAAGACAUCGACCAUAGCUGUGGGUCUCUCAGGGAAAGCGUCACCUGGACUAGAGAAGAUUGCUCUUCAAGACUGUAUCGGCCUCUUGGACGAUACGGCCGACCACCUGAGUGAAGUGCUCCAGCAUGUUUUAAGUCGGAAUUUCAGUUCCAACAAUUUUAAGGUGAGCAGCAUCAACGUGUUUCUGAGCGCUGGUUUGACAAAUCAGGACACCUGCAUUGAAGGUAUGGCGGUGACAAAUGGGGUCGUUAAAUCUCAGCUGCAGAGUAGCGUACAGCGAGUUUCGCGUUCAAUCAGUGCUGCACUUGCCAUGUUUAUGGCAAUUGUUAAAAAAGUUGGUGUCAACUCUGCUCAUAACCGCCGUUUGUUAUUUGCUGAGAAUGGUGAAACGGGUGAUUUUCCUGCAUGGUUAUCAUCCUCAGAUCGUAGGCUUCUGCAGGUCUCUCCAAGCGAUGUACAGGCGGACGCUGUGGUGGCUCAGGAUGGUUCCCGGAAUUACACUACAAUCGCCGAUGCUGUGAACGCUGUCCCUGAAAAGAGCAAGCAGAGGUACGUUAUCUAUGUGACUGCAGGUGUGUAUUAUGAGAACAUUGAGAUCAGUAAAAAGAAGAAAAAUCUCAUGCUGAUUGGCGACGGAAUAGAUUCCACCAUCAUCACAGGGAAUAAAAGCGUGGUGGACGGCUCAACAACAUUCCGUUCUGCAACUUUCGCUGUGAAAGGCGCAGGAUUUAUAGCUCGUGACAUUGGCUUUCAGAACACAGCUGGGCCAUACAAACACCAGGCCGUGGCCCUUCGAGUAGGAUCGGAUCUCUCAGUCUUCUAUCGCUGCAGCUUUGACGGCUACCAAGACACUCUCUACGCUCAUUCUCUUCGCCAAUUUUACAGAGAUUGUGAAAUUUACGGUACAGUAGAUUUCAUCUUUGGCAAUGCAGCGGCAGUCAUACAGGGCUGCAAAAUAAUGCCGAGGAAACCCAUGGAACAGCAAACCAUUACCAUCACAGCUCAGGGAAGAAACGAAGGAAACGAGAACACUGGAUUUUCUCUUCAUGACUGCAAUGUAACCAAUGCCCCUGACUAUGUUCCUGUGCCAGCUUAUCUGGGAAGGCCAUGGAAAGAGUACUCUAGAGUUGUAUUCUUGCAAUGUUAUCUUGACGAUAUUAUUGAGCCACAGGGUUGGGCGCAAUGGAAUUCAUCAGACUUCGCAUUAAACACUCUCUACUAUGGGGAGUACAUGAACUAUGGACUAGGCGCAGAUCUUCAUGCGCGCAUAAAUUGGCCGGGCUAUCACGCUCUGGACACUUUACAGGCCGACAAAUUCACAGUUGCUGAAUUCAUCCGAGGCGACGAGUGGCUUCCAUCAACCGGAAUUUCGUAUUUUCCUGGUCUAAAAGACUAGAUUUUUCAGUAACUUUUGCUUGAAUGAAGUCACCAAGAUAGCAUGAUAUUUCUUUGCUAAUGUCUUGUAUUGGACAGUCUGGUUUCUCUAAGAGUCCUCAAAAAAACCAUGUAACAAGCGUCAUAUUAUGUAAAGAUGUCUGUGUGCUGUUGAACAUAUACAAAAUCUGGUAUG
Cryptomeria japonica (Japanese cedar) is the source of this 1907-nucleotide messenger RNA. RefSeq names its product pectinesterase. The coding region runs from base 129 to 1733 and encodes 534 amino acids. The record is from RefSeq and is a predicted model, not a curated record. NCBI's taxonomy places the organism in Eukaryota, Viridiplantae, Streptophyta, Pinopsida, Cupressales, Cupressaceae. Gene Ontology annotation, biological process: cell wall modification. Gene Ontology annotation, molecular function: pectinesterase inhibitor activity; pectinesterase activity. The transcript is spliced from 2 exons.